ACUGGCUCCCCAAGCGAAUGCUUUCGUACAAGAGACGAACACUUUGCUGUGCUAUACUCACCUCUCUCUCUCUCUCUCUCGCGUCUCCCCGCUCCGUCCUCUCUUUCCCCCCCUUCAGUUUCCCCUCAUCCACGUCCGUAUCGUCUCCCGAUGUCCCUUCUCCCAAACUUUCAGAUAUCCAUUCCGCUUCCCUUUGUGCUUCACAGAUCUAUUACUUCCCAAGUCGCCUGCCUGCCUGCUUGUCCCUGUGUGUGUUGUUGUAUGUAUGUAUGUAUGCGUCGGUUUUUUUUUUUUUUU
This is a messenger RNA of Durotheca rogersii, 297 nucleotides long. RefSeq lists its product as uncharacterized. The transcript has a single exon. The record is from RefSeq and is a predicted model, not a curated record. The annotation marks the transcript as partial. NCBI's taxonomy places the organism in Eukaryota, Fungi, Ascomycota, Sordariomycetes, Xylariales, Xylariaceae.